UUAUUUUCUUUGUUUGCCCGACGCUCUAAUAAUCUCGACUCGACGCUGACAAAAUGAAAUUUAGCUCGAUCCAAGUGGACGCUACACUGUUUUCGAAGCACUAAACCCUAUCUCUCUACAUCUCCUAUUCCAUCCCUCUCUCGCCGCCAAGAACCACCAUACGUGAAGCUGCUAGAGAGCUUCUCUAGUCUACACCGCAUCUCGCAAGAUAAUGGAUCGUAGUUGGAUGUAUGAUAGGAUCAAUCCACAUAGGAAAGGCUUGAACUAUGAGUUUGUUAGUGGAGUUCAGGAGUUUAUUAAGAAGGCCAAGGAACAACCCUGCUUUUUGUCCGAGAGAAAGAUCAAGUGUCCAUGUGCAAUGUGCAAGUGUGUGAAGUCUUUAACUCCAAGAGAGGUGAAAACGCAUUUGUACAAGAGUGGGUUUCAACUAAACUAUUUGGUCUGGACCGAGCAUGGAGAACUUGAGCAAAAUAUUUGUCUAGGGAGUCAAUCGAAUAGCAGUAGACAUAUGGAGGAGGAGGAUCCCAAAACUCCACAUAUGGAGGCGCAGGAAGAGGAGGAGGAUCCCAAAGUUCCUCAUAUGGAGGAAUCAGAAGAGGAGGAGGAAUCAGAAGAGGAGGAGGAUCCCAAAACUCCUCAUACGGAGGAUUCAGAAGAGGAGGAGGAUCCCAAAGCUCUCCAAGUUCCAGACAAGCAGAAUGCUGAUGGGAAGGUUCUUAUACGGCCCUGUGGUCUAGGGUGGGCUCCUAGCGCGGCGCCUGCUGCUGCGAUUAAACACGCCAUCCAGUCACACUUUCAGGGUCCUUUCUAUCGCUGGAGUGAGACCCCAGAGGAUGUAAGGGAAUAUUGGUGGAAGUUGUUUGGGGACAAGAUUGCUUGGGAUCCUCGUGAUCAUGUGUAUAUCAAAAAGACAUUUCAAACAAGAGGCGCAAAACGCCUUUCAGAUAUGCUCUCAAAAGUGAGGAAGAAGGGGACGAGACCUCAUUGGAUAUGUGAGGAGGCUUGGAAGGGUCUUAAUGUCCAUUGGGAGGGUGAAGCCUUUAUAAAGAUCUCUAGCCAAAAUAAGACCAAUCGUAAUUCGUGUAAAGGUGGAGCAGUCCACACCACAGGCCGCAAGGCUCAUGUUGAUGUGGCACUUAGCAUGGCUCAAGAACUUGGGCGGUCUGUGGAUCCCGAUGAGCUCUUUUUAGCCACCCAUAAAAGGAAGUCUGGCAAUUGGGUUGAUGACCGCUCUCAAACAACAUAUAAACAAUAUCACGAUCGUCUGAAGGAGGUACAAACACAAAAUGGUAAGGCCUCCCAGAAUGGGAUGCAGGAGAUAGACGGGGCGACGAAACUUGAAUUGUGGAAAGAGGUUGCUGGUGGAAAGAGUCGAGGUCGGUGUUAUGGCACUGCAGACUUUGCUUUAAACCUCCGGCGUGGUGUAACUUCGCUGACUCAGGAGUCUCGGGAACCUUAUAGUGGUGGGUGUGAUCAUGCUAUGCAUCUAGAGGCCAUUGAUGCAGUCCGUAAAGAAGCUGCCGCAGCACAUCAGGAGGCUGCUGCAGCACGUCAGGAGGCAGCCACAGCACGCCAGGAAGCAGCUGAGUCGAAACAACAUUAUCAGCUUUUGGAGGAGCAGUUGCGCAAAGUAAUGAAGCACAUGAAAGCUCUAGAGCGCCAAUCAGCAGGUGCUUUCACAAGUGUGAGUCAAGCUCGUAGGGCACGCCAAUCAGCAGGUGCUUUCACAAGUGUGAGUCAAGCUCGCAGGGGACAUCCUCGCUAUGAUGAUGACCAUUCACUAGAUGAGUUCUUAGCAGACCGUCGAAGAAAGAAACAUCUAGCUCUAAGGCGACAUCCUCAUUAUGAUGACGACUAUUCACUAGAUGAGAUCUUCCCAAACCGUCGCCAAAAACAUCAAGCUCACAAGAGACAUUAUCACUACGAUGAUGAGGAUUCGCUGGAUUCGCUCUUACCAAAGCAACAUCAAGCUGAAAGGGGACAUACUCGCUACGAUGAUGAGGAUUCACUAGAUGAGGUUUUACCAAAGCAACGUCAAGCUAAAAGGGGUCGUUCUCACUAUGACGACGACGACUCUCUAGAUGAGGUCUUACCAAAGCAACAUCAUGCUAAAAGGGGACAUCCUCACUAUGAUGAUGAUGACGAUUUGCCAGACGGGGUCUUGCCAAAGCAACAAGCUAAAAAGCGGCAUCCUCACUACGAUAAUGACGAGGAUUCGCUACAUGAGGACUUACCAAAGAAUCAUCAAGCUAAAAGGGGACGUUCUCACUAUGAUGUCGAAGACAAUUUGUUAGAUGGGGUUUUACCAAAGCAACCUCAAGCUAAAAAGCGUCAUCCUCACUAUGAUAAUGAUGGGGAUUCGUUACAUGAGGACUUACCAAAGAAUCAUCAAGCUGAAAGGGGGCAGCCUCGCUAUGAUGAUGAUGACGAUCUGCCAGAUGGGGUUUUACCAAAGCAACGUCAAGCUAAAAAGCUACAUCCUCACUAUGAUAAUGAUGAGGAUUCGCUACAUGAGGACUUACCAAAGAAUCAUCAGGCUAAAAGGGGACGUCCUCUUUAUGAUGACACCGAUUCACUAGACGAGGUCUUACCAGCCCGUCGCCGUCGUCAUUACCGUAGUUGAGUUUGGUUUUGAUUUCUUUGAUAUGUAUUUUAAACUAAGAUGUACCUUUGUGUUGACGUACUGUACUACGAUGGUUAUUAUUUCCAGUUUGGACUUGUGGUUUAUAUUUAAAUCGGUUUUAGACACUUUGAUAUUUCCA
Messenger RNA from Medicago truncatula (barrel medic), 2762 nucleotides. RefSeq lists its product as uncharacterized. The record is from RefSeq and is a predicted model, not a curated record. The coding region runs from base 212 to 2623 and encodes 803 amino acids. Lineage: Eukaryota; Viridiplantae; Streptophyta; Magnoliopsida; Fabales; Fabaceae. The transcript has 6 exons.